Messenger RNA from Lolium perenne, 681 nucleotides. RefSeq lists its product as uncharacterized. The record is from RefSeq and is a predicted model, not a curated record. Gene Ontology annotation, molecular function: zinc ion binding; nucleic acid binding. Lineage: Eukaryota; Viridiplantae; Streptophyta; Magnoliopsida; Poales; Poaceae.
AUGGACGCCGAGGAUUGGUUGAAGGACACUGAGCGCAAGCUCAAGACGGUUGGAUGCACAGACCAAGAGAAAGUGAGAUACGCAACACACUUGUUGUGUGGACCUGCCACAUCAUGGUGGGAUAACGUUGUAGCUGUACACCCAGCUGAGAAGAAGGACAAGGCCAUUCUGACCUAUGUCAGAGAGUUCUCAGGGCUAUCUAGAUAUGCCGCUGAGGAGGUAAAUACUGAGGAUAAAAGAAAGAAGAGAUUCAUGAGGGGACUGAAUCCUCAUUUCAAGAUGCAGCUUAGGAUGCUGAGAGCAACAGAGUUCCAAGAUUUGGUUGAUGUAGCAAUCACUCUGGAAGAUGAUUUUAAACAAGUUCAAGAGGAGAAGCGCAAGAAGGCCAAGUAUGAUCCAAAGAAGUUUGUUAGCAACAAACCCAGUACCAGUCUGAGCUUCAAGCCCAGAUACAACCCCAAUAACAAUAGAAGGACCCCAGCAUCCCAGUUUAUGGCAAACAUUAUCUGCCGUACCUACAGAUUCAAAGGACAUUACUCAAAGGAUUGCCGUAAGACAAAGGUGAUUUGCUUUGGUUGUCGCCAGGAAGGGCAUAUGCUGAAAGAUUGCCCUAACAAGAACAAUGGAGGAGGAAAGCCAGGAGAAGGUGGGAGUAGGAACGGGAAUUCCGGAGGAAACUAG